UCCUAAGAAGAAAUCGGUGGCUGCGGGAGGUCUUCGUGGACUGGGACUCGAACCUGACCGACCCGGCAGUGCGGUGAGGGCAGUUGUGGCCAUGGAGGGUGCUUUCAAACUUAGUCUGCGCUCCAAGAAAAGCCUAGAGUCUCACGCUUGCCGUAUCCUUUCCCAGUCGUACCAUUAUCCAAAAGAAGGACCGGGAGGAGGAUGAGAGCGUUAUUGCUGCACACUUAAGUCAAGGGGAAGAAGCCCAAGGAAGAUUGACCAAUUUUGUAAUUCUAGAAACAUGGUCCAUGGAUCAGUGACAUUCAGGGAUGUGGCCAUUGACUUCUCUCAGGAGGAGUGGGAGUGCCUGCAGCCUGAACAGAGGACCUUGUACAGGGACGUGAUGUUGGAGAACUACAGCCACCUGAUCUCACUGGGAAGUUCCGUUUCUAAGCCAGAUGUGAUUACGUUACUAGAGCAAGAGAAAGAGCCCUGGAUUGUUGUAAGGAAAGAAACAAGCAGAUGGUAUCCAGAUUUGGAGUCAAAACAUGGACCUGAAAAAAUAUCUCCAGAAAAUGAUAUUUUUGAAAUAAAUUUACCCAAACAUGUUAUAAAGCAAAUAAGUAAAACACUUGGCCUUGAGGCCUUUUAUUUUAGAAAUGACUCAGAAUAUAGAAGUAGAUUUGAGGGACUACAGGGACAUCAAGAAGGAUAUAUCAAUCAGAAGAUCAUCAGCUAUGAAGAAAUGCCUACUUAUGCUUCUCUUAUUUAUAAUACACAUAAACCCUAUGAAUGUAAGGAAUAUGGGAAACACUUUAGUCGUGGUUCAAAUCUUAUUCAGCAUCAGAGUAUUCAUACUGGAGAGAAAACCUAUAAAUGCAAAGAAUGUGGGAAAGCCUUUCAACUUCACAUACAACUUACUCAACAUCAGAAAUUUCAUACUGGUGAGAAACCUUUUGAAUGUAAGGAAUGUGGAAAAGCCUUUAGCCUUUCCACCCAGCUUAAUCGCCAUAAGAACAUUCACACAGGUGAGAAACUGUUUGAAUGUAAGGAAUGUGGGAAGUCCUUUAAUCGUAGCUCAAACCUUACUCAGCAUCAAAGUAUUCAUGCUGGUGUAAAACCACAUCAAUGUAAAGAGUGUGGGAAAGCCUUUAAUCGUGGUUCAAAUCUUAUUCAGCAUCAAAAAAUUCAUUCCAAUGAGAAACCCUUUGUAUGUAGGGAAUGUGGGAUGACCUUUCGAUAUCAUUACCAACUUAUUGAACAUUGCCGAAUUCAUACUGGCGAGAAACCCUUUGAAUGUAAAGAAUGCAGAAAGGCCUUUACUCUUCUGACAAAGCUUGUUCGACAUCAGAAGAUUCAUAUUGGUGAGAAGCCCUUUGAAUGUAGGGAAUGCGGGAAGGCUUUUAGUCUUCUCAAUCAGCUUAAUCGCCAUAAGAACAUUCACACAGGUGAAAAACCAUUUGAAUGUAAAGAAUGUGGGAAGUCCUUUAAUCGUAGUUCAAACCUUAUUCAACAUCAGAGUAUUCAUGCUGGUGUAAAACCAUAUCAAUGUAAGGAGUGUGGGAAAGGCUUUAAUCGUGGUGCAAAUCUUAUUCAGCAUCAAAAAAUUCAUUCCAAUGAGAAACCCUUUGUAUGUAGGGAAUGUGAGAUGGCCUUUAGAUAUCAUUACCAACUUAUUCAACAUUGCCAAAUUCAUACUGGUGGGAAGCCCUUUGAAUGUAAAGAAUGUGGGAAGGCCUUUAGUCUUCUGACACAGCUUGCUCGACAUAAGAACAUUCAUAGUGGUGAGAAACCAUUUGAAUGUAAAGACUGUGGGAAGGCCUUCAAUCGUGGCUCGAAUCUUGUUCAACAUCAGAGUAUUCAUACUGGUGAGAAGCCCUAUGAAUGUAAGGAGUGUGGGAAGACUUUUAGGCUUCACCUACAACUUUCUCAGCAUGAGAAAACUCAUACAGGUGAGAAACCCUUUGAAUGUAAGGAAUGUGGGAAAUUCUUCUGUCGUGGUUCAAAUCUUAAUCAACAUCGAAGUAUUCAUACUGGAAAGAAACCCUUUGAAUGUAAGGAAUGUGGGAAAGCCUUUCGACUUCAUAUGCACCUUAUUCGACAUCAGAAAUUUCAUACUGGUGAGAAGCCCUUUGAAUGUAAGGAAUGUGGCAAGGCCUUCAGUCUUCACACCCAGCUUAAUCGCCAUAAGAACAUUCACACAGGUGAGAAGCCAUUUGAAUGUAAAGAAUGUGGGAAGUCCUUUAAUCGUGUCUCGAACCUUGUUCAACAUCAGAGUAUUCAUGCUGGUGUAAAACCAUAUGAAUGUAAGGAGUGUGGGAAAGUCUUUAAUCGUGGUUCAAACCUUAUUCAGCAUCAGAAAAUUCAUUCCAGUGAGAAACCCUUUGUAUGUAAGGAGUGUAGGAAGACCUUUAGAUAUCAUUACCAGCUUAUUGAACAUUACCAAAUUCAUACUGGUGAAAAACCCUUUGAAUGUAAAGAAUGUGGAAAGGCCUUUAGUCUUCUGACACAGCUUGCUGGACAUCAGAUCAUUCAUACUGGUGAGAAGCCAUUUAAAUGUAAGGAGUGUGGGAAGGCCUUUAAUCAUGGCUCAAACCUUGUUCAACCUCGGAGUGUUUAUAAUGGUGAGAAACCCUAUGAAUGUAAGGAGUGUGGGAAGGCUUUUAGACUUCACCUACAACUUUCUCUGCAUCAAAAACUUGUACAGGUGAGAAACCCUUUGAAUGUAAGAAAUGUGGGACAGCCUUCAGACAUCAGUAGCAACUUAUUGAACAUCAGAAAAUUCAUACUUGGGUGAAAACCUUUGAAUGUAAGGAAUGUGGGAAGGCCUUUCAAUAUAAUUACCAAUUUCGUGGACAUCAUAGAUUUCAUAUUCGUGAGAACCCUUAUGAAUGUCAAGGAUGUGGAAAAUGCAUUACCAGUGGUAGAAACCUUAGAGUACAUCAGAGAAUUCAUACUGGUAAGAAACCAUAUCAAUGUGAAGAAUGUGGGAAAGCCUUUAGUCAUAGUUCGAACCUAUGAAACAUAUUAAAAUUCAUACUGAUGAGAAACUAUGAAUGUAAUGAAUGUGAAAAGGCCUUUAGCAGUAAUUAUGAACUUACUGUACAUCUGAGAAUCCAUACUGCUGAGAAACCCUGUGAGUGUAAAGAAUGUGGAAAACUUUUGGAUUUAGCUUAGUCUUUACUGCACAUCAAAGAAUUCAUACUAGUAUGAACCAUAUGAAUGUAAAGAAUGUGGAAAGACCUUUACUUGUAGCUCUUGUUCAACAUGUUAAAAUUCAUACUGGUGAGCGACCCUGUGAAUGUAAAGGAUGUGGGAAGACCUUUAGACUUAGUUCAGUCCUUUCUGCACAUCACAGAAUUCAUACUGGCAUGAAACCCUAUGAAUGUAAAGAAUGUGAGCAAACCCUUACUGUGAAUGAUCUGCUUACUCAACAUCAAAAAAUUCAUAAUAGAAGUUUUAUGAAUAUAAGGAGUGUAGAUAAGCCUUCACUGUGUAUGAAAAAUUUGCCCAACACCAGAGAAUUCAUAUUGAUGAGAAAUCCUGUGAACAUAAAAGAAUGUGUGAUGAACUUUCACUAUGGCCUGGGAUUUGCUCAACAUCGGAGUAUUCAUACUGCUGAGAACUCCUUUGAGUGUAAGGAAUGUGGGAUGUUUUAUAGCCACACUAAAUGACCUAAGAGUUCAAAGAAGGUAAUUUUGGUGAGAAAGUUAUUGAUGUGAGGAAUGUAGAGUAGCUGCCAUGUUCACAGUUUACUGCCCAUGAAAUAUUUUAGUGGAUACAGGCAUACUUGCUUAACUGUGCAUUGCAGUUACUGUAUUUUAUGUACAUUGAAGGUCUGCAGCAACCUUGCAGUGAAUAAGUCUAUCAGCACCAUUUUCCAAACAGCAUGUGCACAUUUCAUGUCUUUGUGUCACACUUUGGUAGUUUUCAUAAUAUUUCAAACUUUUUUAUUGUUAUAUGUGUUACGGUGA
Molecule: messenger RNA, 3953 nt
Organism: Mandrillus leucophaeus (drill)
Lineage: Eukaryota; Metazoa; Chordata; Mammalia; Primates; Cercopithecidae
Gene: ZNF780B
Product: zinc finger protein 780B
Exons: 6
Coding region: 281-2776 (831 amino acids)
Biological process (GO): negative regulation of transcription by RNA polymerase II
Molecular function (GO): DNA-binding transcription repressor activity, RNA polymerase II-specific
Source: RefSeq, a predicted model, not a curated record